Messenger RNA from Durusdinium trenchii, 890 nucleotides. The record is from the annotation of a GenBank genome assembly. Lineage: Eukaryota; Dinophyceae; Suessiales; Symbiodiniaceae.
UGGCAAUGUUGAUGUUUGAAGCUGCCCUCCCACUCCGGCUGUGUCCAUCUCGUCCAAUCGAAGAUGCUCGUUGGUGUGGCGCGUGUGCGCAAAUUGGCACCCGAGGAAACUCAGAAAAUGAUUGACGAAGCAAAGCGUGACGCACCUGACAUCUGGGCUAAGGUUGCCGUGGAGCGAAUCCUUGAAAGUGGUUCUUCACAGCUUAUGCCAAGUGCGUCGGCGACGUCUGUGAAGACAUUGGCAUCACGCUUCGCUUACGUCUCCAGUGAGAUCACCUGCCCUUCAGGAUGUGCGGGCUUGACCAGGUAUGGGCACAGGGUCGGUGACUUGAGCAAGUAUGCAGCAAUGGAACGCGAAAACCAACUGACCUCUGUGCUCGCCUACUGCCCGACAUGUGAACUGAUCUUUGAUGCCACUAUUUGAACAUGACCCUUGCCAUUCCAGAGUGGGUGUGCCGCUUGUGCUAGUUCCAGCCGGUGACAUCCGCAAAGGGGAGUCCAGGCCUUUGACAUUCUGGCAUCGAUGCAGAUAAACCGACAGCUCAGAGAGGUGAAUCACUGUCCAGUUGAACAAUCCGUUCGGCCUUCGGUGUGAGUGGUGUGAUGUGGCCUCAAGGUGGCAGAGGGACCCAUGGGGUAUCUCCCAGAGCGACAAGGAGACCGAAAUGAAGUUGAGCGAUCUACACCAUGCAAAAAGCGGCCGCAAAGAGAAAUGCCUGCACACAGUCGCCGCAUGUUCUACAGUGGAGAGACCGGUGAUGCUACGCCCUUCUUCCACCGCCUGGGCAAGACGAAUUGCAACGCUGCCGUGAAGAAGACACCAUCGGAGGCUUCCAGGUGCGACGACCGUGGUGCAGCUCUACAGCGCUCGUUCCACCGGCGCCAAACCAG